Messenger RNA from Pieris rapae (cabbage white), 7132 nucleotides. RefSeq lists its product as uncharacterized. Gene Ontology annotation, biological process: protein phosphorylation; actin cytoskeleton organization. The record is from RefSeq and is a predicted model, not a curated record. The transcript is spliced from 10 exons. Gene Ontology annotation, cellular component: cytoplasm; nucleus. Bases 356 to 2851 code for a protein of 831 amino acids. Gene Ontology annotation, molecular function: ATP binding; protein serine/threonine kinase activity. NCBI's taxonomy places the organism in Eukaryota, Metazoa, Arthropoda, Insecta, Lepidoptera, Pieridae.
UGAAAAUGAAAAUUGAAAUGCAUGGUUUGCUUCGGAGUUUGGUUUUGUACGCGCGUCGUCAGUCAAUGAGACUGUUCGGUUAAGAUAUUUUAUUUGUGUAUUAGACUAAAAUUAAAUUAAUCAAAUUGGUAUCAAACAUUAUUCUAAACCUAAAAAACUGGUAUGCGUCGUAGUUAUGUGAAAGUGACAGCGGUUUAAUAUAGAUAAGUUCUUUUUUUGUGAGAAUAACAAUGUUAUUUCGCAUAGUAUCAAGUACCGCCACAUAAAUAUUGUGAUGCUAUCGUUAAUAUGUACAAUCGAAAAUCAUUAUGUUCGAAGCGGGAUAAACUGUACGAGUUGUUGAUUACCUGUUAGAAUGCAAGACGAGUGUUCGGAGGAAACGAGGAGUAUCUUCGAGCGGCGGCGGCCAACGAAGGUGUUAAAGAUUGCUGAGAGUUUUACCAACUUGGAUGAGACUGCUAAAGCAGGUCGGUUCGUACGGGGGCCGUAUUCGAAGAUCGGGAGACGGUUUCAGGAGAAUGGGGCUCGCAGCAAACGUGGGUGUUGUGAUGAUGAUUGGGCGGAGUCAAGUGGUAGUGAUGGUGAAAGACUUGGUGAUCGGAGAGUGACGGGAUCGUCUUGCACGGCCCUGCGGACUGCUGUUGCGGCGCUUUACCCAUUUGACGACUUCAUAUUGGAGAAAAUUGGAGCAGGAUUCUUCUCUGAAGUUUUCAAAGUCACACACAAAACGUCCGGCAAAGUUAUGGUGCUGAAGAUGAACCAGCAGCGAGCGAACAGACCCAACAUGCUUCGGGAGGUUCAGCUCAUGAACAAACUCAAACAUCCUAAUAUUUUGGGGUUCAUGGGUGUCUGCGUGCACGAAGGCCAACUCCACGCACUGACAGAGUUCAUGGAGGGCGGUUCAUUGGAACAACUUAUUCUCAGUAGACCACCUGAACCUCUGCCGCAACCGUUGCGCGUGUCGCUGGCUGCAGACAUGGCUGAGGGUCUGAUGUAUCUGCAUUCGCUUGGCGUCUUCCACAGGGAUCUUACUUCUAAGAAUGUAUUAUUAAAAAAGAAUGGCGAUGGUGAAUACACGGCAGUAGUCGCUGAUUUUGGUUUGGCGGCGAAAAUACCUCAUCCGAUUAAUGGAUAUCGCUUACCAAGUGUGGGAUCGCCUUGGUGGAUGUCACCUGAAUGCCUUCGUGGCCGCUGGUACGACCACCGAUCUGAUAUUUUCUCCUACGGGAUUAUUCUGUGCCAACUUAUCGCCAGGGUGGACGCAGACCCGGACGUUCUCCCUCGUACGGAUAACUUCGGUCUGAAUUACAUGGCGUUUGUGGAACUCUGUGACGAGUACACUGUCCCAGACUUCCUACGAUUGGCCUUCAACUGCUGCAUUUACGAGCCCAAGGCGCGACCACUAUUCCCCGAGAUAGUGAGCAAGUUGGCCGAGAUUAAGGAAGGCCUAGAUGACGCAGCGUGGGGCUGCCACGCCUCCCCUAACACCUAUGACAGUGAGGAGGCAGACACAGCCUGCGGUCGUACGUACUCGUCGUGGGCGUGGCGUCGCCCUUUACGGAUGCGUUCGGAGACAGGCACGCACCCACAUAGAGAUACACGUAGUGCCGCCCACCGUCGCUCGUUAUCCGAGUUGGAAUGCAUGUCCCGCGUGUCUCCCCCCUCUCCCCCUCAUCGCUCCGCAUGCGCUCUCGACCCGGCGCCCCCUGCCCCUCCCUCCCUCGUUCGUCUCCAUCGUCUCGCCCACAUAAUGCUCCUACGGGAUACCCAUGCGGCCCCCAGACCCGCGAAACGCGCAUUACAUACCUUCCGCGGGGUUCACAAAAUCCUGGAAACAAAUACCCCUCGAGGGGGUUCCGGGACCCCCAGGAAUCGAUGCUCCAGCGGCGACCCCCCCAACCUUUACCCCACCUCCGAUGAGCCCAGAUCGUCGUCGCUUCCCCCCUCGCCGGUGUUCAGUAGGAAACAAAAGCUGAGCGACUCGGAACUAAAACGCCGCGGGUCUUGCGAGAGCGGGAUUUUCUCCGUGGCCAAUGAGGACUUUGGACACGCGAGUUAUGGUGCCAUGUGCCCGUGCUCGCUAAUGGGAUGUCAUAGAUGUUGGUGGUGGCGUCGCGAAUCCAGUGAACGUUCGAGCGACGAGUUCGAGGAACAGCCCCGUGUAAGGGUUUGCACGGACUGCCUCGUCCUAUACGAGCGGGUGUUGCGACGUCGGCCGACGUUGCCCGACGACUCCGCCCUUUCCACCACAGUGAGUUCCCUCCGCAGCCUCGACGACGAGGAGUCCGUCCGAGAAAACGACGCCUCGCCCUUCCUCUGCGGCCUCCUCGACACGGAGGAGACCGAGCGGGAGUACCACGUCCUCACGAAGUGCUGCUGCGUCGGCCGCGUGCAGUGUUCCCAUCGUCCCCUGGACGAGGACGAACUCAACCGCGUCCUCCCGAGGGUUCUCAACUUUCCUUCCCAUCUCUUCUCCUGCAAGCGCACCUCGAGCGUCUACACGGACAGUUCGGAGGACGUCGCGUCCCUCGGCUCCGACAUUUACGACGACCGGAUCCCCCGACACGUCAGAUCCGCGCAAAUAUCCAAAAUCGUCGAGUACUUCGAACGAAAAGGCGCCGACUUCAAGUGCGAGUUCAAGGGGCAGAGGGUCAAAAUGAGCAACUUUGGCAAGUUCGGCAAGGAGAAGGCCGAGAAGGAAUACUUCGUUGACGUCAAGCACAGAAGCGCGGGGAGUCGGAUGGAAGUGGUGGGGGAAGAAGGGUGCGGCAGGAAAUGCGUCGCCCAGAGACUGAUGAUCUGCGAAGGAGCCGUCAAAUCGAAACUGCCCCUCUUCGAUAAAAAGUCAUAACGUAAGGGAUACGAAGUCGAGAGGCGAUCUCAGAAGUAACGUGCGGUCAAUUCAAUUUGGUUGUCAGUAGAGUUAAAACCAGUGUUAAAUUUUUAAUCUGUCGACUCACUGAUAGAUAAACGGACGUAUACGUGAAGUGUCUACGUAUACGCCCGUAAACGCGACUAAAUCGCGAAGGCAGGACGCCUUUGAUAGGCCGCGUCUGCUAGAGUACGCCACGACUUUGUCAUGUGUCAAAUUGUUCAGUGACUUCCAAAUAGAGUAAAUAAAAUUUAAAAACUAUUUAUAUUCCCUAAAUAUUAUAUACAAAGCAAGAGCAAUAUUAUAUGAUCGGUAUACAUUGUUAAGCAGUAUUUCAAGGCUAGUGCCAAGGGUGAAACGUUUGUGACAAUAUAUGAACAAGGUGCUUCCAGAAAUUGUGGUUAUUCACAAUUUUAUUUACAUCAAAUCGUAUUGAUGAUGUAAAAGAUUAUUUCGUUCUUAAAGAAUAUUUCGAUAGACAUUGGCAUUGAGUUGACAAGGUGUCGGGAUUUCUUUGAGUUAUUCUCACUAUUUGAAAUAUCAAUGCUAUUUUUCAAAUCCAAGAUUCAUAGACACAAAACAUUAAGUGUCAACUAAUUCUCCCAUCUGUCAAAAAGUAUCCCUGUGACAGUGACAGUCUGUGAAUCUCGUAUUGCGUUCUACAGUUUCUGGAGGCACCUAAUGACGAUUCCGCGUUUAUUUGACUGAAUAUACUAAGCAUUUCUUUGGAUAUAUGAGAUUAUGUAACGGUUGUAGAGAUAUAGACUAAUACUGACCAGAGAUGGCCUACGUUUUGACGACUUAUGCUCGGUUCCUAUUAAGCACUAUCCGUCUGUAUUUCAAUGUCUUUCGUUUGGUUCUAUCGUUAAAAUAUGAGCAAUUAAAACCUACUGAAGAGAAGAAACGAGAAGAAUAAAUUUACGGCAACCGAAAAUCCAAACGCGCGUUCCAAAGGCCGUUGCAACUUGGGCUUUUAACAACUGCCUUUCAACCGUCCUAAUUAUUGAAGGUAGAGAAUUUUACGUAGAUUUUUCUUCUUAUAGCUGAUACGUUGGACGCUAGAACUCAGACGUCUGUUGGAAUUUCUCGAUUCCAUAACAUAUUGGAAUAUGGAUGGAUAGGAGGCUAUUUUAAAGGUUUUUUAAACUACAGAAAUUUGAUCAAAUUUCGAAGUCAGUUUGUGCAAUUGUUAUAGAGGCCCGACAUAAGUCAAAAACCAUUUCGAUGGAUGUGUAUUUUUCAAUAGCGACGUUUAGACGCAAUGUAAAUAAUUUAGAGUUAAAAAUUAAUAGUAAUUUAUAUAAAUUUAAUUUAUGUAUACAGUAUUACAUUACUUGCCAGUUCGCGUGUAUAUAUAUUUUUUGAAGGUGGCAACUAUUCAAAAUUAUUUUUCAUCGUUUCGCAAAUUCGUCCUAUAACAAAAUUAUUUAUAAUGGUGGGGCGUUCCUAGUCUUAAACGCGUCAUUAGUCCAACAUAAAUUAAUUGCACUUAGUAUAAGUAAAUCGAAGUUUUUAUAAAUUGGUAUUAUAUUUUUAAUAUUAACACGAAUGUUGCAAUAUUUUUAAAUUAAUAUGCGGGGUUGGAAUUGCGCCGAUAUAGUGGUCAUUAUUUCGUGUGUCAAGUUUCAUGUAUUGACAACUUCAGCAGUAACAGUUGAAUGUCAAUUUGACGUUGAAGUGUCGAGAACGAUAUCUUUUAUAUAGUCGAAAACUAAAUUUGUGUGAAAAUUUGUCGACAUGAAAUUUCAUACAAUUUUUUGACUUUCUAUAUACAGUACUGUUGAGACAUCUCCACGGAUCGUAAUUUGCGUAUGAUACAUACAUAAUUAAAAUGUUUCUUGAAAAUAAUAAAACAAUAUUUAUAUUGGCGGACUGGGUCCUAGACCUAAGAUAAUCUCGACUAUGUUUGACGAUGUUUUUGAACGUUUGUGGAACGUCAGCGACAAAAAGCUAGGAUAUUGUAGCGGGAGAAUAUUAAUAGAAAAAAUAUAUAAAUAAUAAUUUUGUCGUGUGUCGUUAAUUUCGUCAAAUAUUUAGACGUCUUAGUAAUUAAGAUAAAUAUUUGACUUAUACCUACUGGAACGUUGAUUCAAGGUAUAUCCAAGGCGUUCUAACCCCGUGUUUAUCGUUUCGGUCACAUAAAUAAUUUCUCAUAUAAUCGAGGUAAUCAUAAUUGUAAAAUAAAUAAAUUACAUAUUUUUGUCAUAAUCAUAUCGUCAGGGUAUUUUGAAUGUAAAUAUAUUUUAAAUCUAUAUAAACCCGAUUUAUCAGUGCCAAACAAAUUGUUUUGUUGUUGGAUACUGUGGUAGACUUGAAAUUCAGUACAGUAUAGUCCUGUCUCUCCUGUAUAAUGCUGAGAGAUUUUACGGUUACCCCAUUUUAAUUGCUGUCAAAUUUAUUUUUCUUAGCUUCCUCAAUUCCUAUCGAACGCCAAAUCGGGCAGCUAAUUAACGUUAAAAAAACAAGCAAUUUUAUUUUAUGUCAUUCUAAUCGGUGGCAAGGAAAUUCUCUGUUCUCUAAAAGGGCAGUUAGUCUUGGCCCUAAAAGCGCGGCCACACAAUAGUUUCGGUGUGGCGUUAUAUUUCACCCCUCCCCGCCUCGUCUCGCAGGUCACUAGUCCAACGCGCUUGCUGUGAGACCUGUCGUGUGACAUGACAUGGUAUGUCAUGUCAUACGAGCGUGGUCUAAGGACAGUCGUACGUCAAAGACGUAGAUUUGACCCUUCAUUGCUUAUCCGUUUCUCCCGCUAUACACAUUUCCCUCACAAAUUAGUUCCUAAUACCGCAGCCAUUUAUUCCCGUGUAGGGAACCGUUUUAAAUGUUAUUGUUUAAAGCACGUAUCAGAACAACAACAUCCGUCCAGUACUUGUUAUUUUCGUUUUCUCGAUUCUAAAGUGAAAUCCCGAGUGAUAUUUUUGCGGUUAAAUUAAAUACUAGAGUUCAGACGCAAUUACCGAGCUGUCAUGUUCAUUAAUAUAGUAUAGAAAUUUGUUUUAAUAGCGUGUUUUGAAAGUUUUUGUUCCGCGCGUUUCCAAUGUGACAGUAGCGCUUCGGUUAUCGUGACUUCAUCCAAUUUGUAUACAAAUGGGGUCGGUAUCGCUAUCGCUAUUGAAAGUUACAGAGUAAGGGCGCAGGUCCUUGUUUUGUUGCUCGUCGAAACUGUGAUUUUUUUAAUGUAAAUUUUCGCCUUUCUCUAUGUUUUAUUCACAUUUUUUGGCUCGGUUAAUUGCGGCUUAAUUCACUUAGUUUAAAGGACACACGACACCUAUAAAAAAGAUGUCAGUUAUUCAGUUACAAAAAAUGUCUUGUAAAUCAAUACCUACCAAAAAGUCGCUUGAAAAUGUCUUGUGGGGAUUUCACUUUUCUUAACCAAAAUAUGUACUAACAAAUCUAAACUGAUGACAGCUAUGUGAAAUAUUUUGUUAAUAUCUAUAAAUGUAGGAUCGAGCGAAUGAAAUAAUGGUUAUCGCUCCUCAUUAUCGUGCAUUAAACUAAUUCAUUGUUAUCGUAAACAUUAGUCAAUUAAUAUAGUAAAUAAUUUCCCUUGUGUUGCCACGUUACAAUAGAACCUUCCGUUAAUAAAUAAUGUUAUGUACUUAAGAAAUGGUUAUUUCUUGUGGUAAUUCUGUUUUACACUAGUAAUUAGGGCAAUAUACACAAUUUAGUGUGGAUCCGAUUUUAAUACCAUACUAUGGGUAGAUUGAGAAUUCAUUUACGUACAAUACAAAUUCCCAACGACUACGAUUUUGUAUUGGUAAAUUAAAGUUAUAUAAAUAUAAAUUGCUAUAUUGUUUUACCAACGUAAAUUACGUUUUUACCGACACUUUUGAGUUAGCAUUAUCGAUUCGUAAACGUCAAAAUAUAGAAUAUUGUGUCUGUUGUGAGAAUAAAAGCGACUACCGACAUUUUUGUAUAAGGUAAAUGUUAUUUUGCCUAAUUUAUGCCGUACUUAUCUCGGAUAGACUGCACUUGCCACCACAAACGCAUAUCAGUGGAAUGUUAGUUUUUAGUUAUUUUUAUAGUUAUAGUUAACGUUUUAGAUAACAUGAGGUGGAUAUAAAAUCCGUACUUAAUGUUACCAUCUCAUCUUUUCUAAAUCGUGAAUUAAGUUAUUGUAUAGCUAACGUUCCUUUAAGGCACUAACUUAGAAUUUCGUUACGGUUGUGUCAAGCCCGGGUUUGCAAUAGUUAUUCAUAGUUGAGCCAACGAGGCCCACGGAUUUCAUUUGUAAGAUGUGGUAAUAAAUAUAUUUUGUUUCAA